UCUCUCACCCUGAGCGCUGGAAGGAGCAGCGAGGAGGGAGCAGAGUUGAUCAGGAGGUGCCAGUUUUUACUCUCCGGUCUUCUUUUUUUUUUUACCUCUCCCCCUGGCUCUUCUACACGGGGGGUCAGCUGGACUUCUCUGCAAAAAAAAAAAAAAACAACCCCUGGUGAUCAGCAUCCACUGGCCAGACUGAGAAAUAGAAACCUGCACGUCAAGGAGAGAAGAGUAAAAAGUGAGAAAACUGCAGUAAAUGGCUCUGGCUGCAAGGAGGGAGAAGUUUCACUGAAAAUCUACAACUGAGAGCUUCUAAAAGGACGCCACACACAGCCAGACAGAACCAGGAAAAGAAGUGCAUUUGUGAAGAAGUCUUUUCUCUGGGCUUAACAAUGGGAGACCGAUUGCAUCCUCCAAGCGCCUUGCUCCCUGUGGCCCUCUGCAUCUUGACCCUGCUGCCCCACAGCCUUCUGGGUAAGCCCGCAGAGGAGGGAAACACAGGCAGCUCAGCACUGCUCCAGAGGGUGAAGAGAGGCUGGGUGUGGAACCAGUUCUUUGUCCUGGAGGAGUACACCGGACUGGAACCGCUUUACAUCGGAAAGCUCCACUCAGACAUGGAUAAAGGCGACGGCUCUAUUAAGUACAUCCUGACGGGCGAGGGCGCCGGCACCACCUUCACCAUCGACGACAGCACGGGGGACAUCCACGCCAUCCAGAGGCUGGACCGGGAGGUGAAGGCCCAGUACGUCCUCCGCGCCCAGGCCCGCAACCGCCUGACGGACAGGCCUCUGGAGCCCGAGUCCCAGUUCAUCGUGAAGAUCCAGGACAUCAACGACAACGAGCCGAGGUUUCUGGACGGGCCGUACCAGGCGUCUGUACCCGAAAUGUCCAAAAUAGGAACAUCUGUGAUCCAGCUGACGGCUACUGAUGCAGACGACCCCACCUAUGGAAACAGCGCCCGCGUGGUCUACAGCAUCCUGGACGGCCAGCCGUACUUCUCGGUGGACGCCAAGACCGGCGUGGUCCGUGUGUCCCUGGCGGACAUGGACCGGGAGACCAGGGAAAACUACACUGUGGUCAUCCAGGCCAAGGACAUGGGGGGCCAGCUGGGGGGGCUGGCCGGCACCACCACCAUCAACAUCACGCUCCAGGACAUCAACGACAACCCGCCCAUGUUUGACCAGAGGCUGUAUCAGAUGAGCAUCCCCGAGUCGGCUCCUGUGGGCUCGGUGGUGGGUCGCAUCUGGGCGAAGGACAGGGACAUCGGGGUCAACGCCGAGAUGAAGUACAGCAUCAUCGACGGAGACGGGAGGGACACCUUCGACAUCAGCACCGACCCGACCAACCUCUUUGGCAUCAUCACAGUGAAAAAGCCGCUGAACUUUGAGGGCAAGCCCAGCUACACUCUGAAGGUGGAGGGCGCCAACACCCACCUGGACCCCGCCCUCCGCCACCGCGGGCCCUUCAAGGACGUCACCAUCGUGCACGUGAGCGUGGAGGACGUGGACGAGCCCCCGAUGUUCGACUCGGUGGCGUACUACAUCGAGCUGCCAGAGGACGCAGAGAUCGGGACACUGGUGAGGACAGUGUCGGCCCGCGACCCCGACGCUGCCAACAACACUGUGAGGUAUUCCAUCGAGAGGUCCAGCGACCCGGAGAAGUUCUUCUACAUCGACAUCACUUCCGGUUCGCUGAUGACGGUGCGCAAGCUGGACCGGGAGGAGAUCGGCUGGCACAACAUCACAGUGCUCGCCAUGGAGAUGAAUAACCCCACACAGAUCUCCAGUGUGUCGGUGGCUGUGAGGGUCAUCGACGUGAACGACAACUCCCCCUCGCUGGCGCCCUACUUGGAGGCGUACGUGUGUGAAAACGCCAAAGCGGGACAGCUGAUCCAGACGGUGACGGCAGUGGAUCCAGACGAGCCGCUGGGGGGACAACACUUCUACUACAGCCUGGCCCCCGAGGCCGCCAACAACCCCAACUUCACCCUCAGAGACAACCAAGACAACACAGCAUGGAUCCUGACGCGGCGAGGAGGCUGGUCGCAGCAGGACCAGACCGUCUUCUACUUGCCCAUCUUCAUCUCUGACGGCGAGCAGCCGGUCCAGACCAGCACCAGCACGCUGACCAUCCGCGUGUGCAGCUGCGACCAGGAGGGCAACGUCAUGUCGUGCAACGCAGAGGCGUUCAGCCUGCCGGCGAGCCUCAGCAGAGGGGCGCUCAUCGCCAUCCUGGCCUGCAUCUUCGUCCUGCUGGUGAUGAUCCUGCUGAUGCUCUCGCUGCGCACGCAUCGGAAGAAGCCUUACCUGUGCGACGAGGAGGAGAACGUCCACGAGAACAUUGUGCGCUACGACGACGAGGGCGGCGGCGAGGAGGACACCGAGGCCUUCGACAUCGCCGCCAUGUGGAACCCGCGGGAGGCGCACCACCACCUGGGCAAGAUGAGGCAGGACAUGCUGCCGGAGAUCGAGAGCCUGUCGCGCUACGUCCCCCAGGCGUGUGUCAUGGGCGGCGGCGGGGACAGCAACGUGCACGGAUACGUGCUGGCGAAGCUCCUGGACGCCGACAUGGACCCGUGCGCUCCUCCGUACGACUCCCUGCAGACCUACGCCUACGAGGGCGAAGGCUCGGUGGCCGAGUCGCUCAGCUCGCUCCAGUCGGGGACUUCCAACACGGACCACGAGUACGACUAUCUCAACGACUGGGGGCCCCGCUUUAAAAAACUGGCGGAGAUGUACGGCGUGCUGGAGACAAACACUCCUCAGAUGUGGUAGAACAGCAGCACCUUUGCCUUUUUAAAUCAGAGAUAAAAGACACCGACUAAAAGAAAGACAGAAACACCAACAGACGAAGCGUGUGCACAAUAAAAGCCAGGACGUGCUUACCACCACAUCCGUGACUGUUAGCACUUGAAUUCCUGCCGAAGCCUCGAUUCUCCACAGCCUUGAAGGCCUGAGAUGCCUGCAGCAGCAGCAGCAGCAGCAGUGUGAGCUGGUUUUAAAUCUCCCCCAGAGACUGAGGCUGGAUUGGCAGCCUUGCCAGGCCCCGCUAAAGGAACGGCUUCAAAGCACAUGUUAACUCCGCUGCCCGACCCAGCCACAGGCAGAGCCCCUUUGGUUCAAAGUGCUGAGCGACUUUAUGCCAGAGAUGAAAACGAGACAGACCUUAUACUCACAGCUACACAGGAGACACAAUCUGAAAUGAUCCACUGAGUUUUAGCGGGGGAAUGAAGAAGUGAUUGCUGCAACCGGAGAUGUCUUCUUCUUCUUCUUUUUUUGUUGUUUCAUCCGUGGCAGGUCUUAAUUUAUUCCUUUGUUUCAUGUGCUGUAUUUAUAUUUUUUUGCUUAACUUAUUCGGGUACUUCAAAAAGCAACACUGUACUUAAAACUGCCGCUAUGUGAGGAAAGUCUUUAAAAGAUCACGUAUAUGUUGUAACAUACAUGAUGUAAAAGCUCUUGUUUUCAGUCUGUGAUGACGAGUUUCUCAUACAGGAUCAUCUCAAUACAUUAGAAUAUGAUGGAAAAGUCCAUUUUCAUUAGUUCAAGUCAAACAGCCCGAACCAGGUAUUGAGUCAUAUAGAUCGAGAUACUUUUCAGAGGCCAAAAUUUCCAUAUUAAACAUACUUUGAGACACUGAAUUUCAGGUCUUCAUUAAAUGUAAGCUAUAAUCAUUAUAAUUAGAAGAAAUUGAAUAAAUUAAGACAGAAGAAAAUGUUUUAUUCUGUGUGUAAUGGAUCUAUAUAACGUGUUAUUUCCACUUUUUGAAUUGAAUUACUGACAUAAAUAAAGUAUUCUAUGAUAUUCUAAUUUAUUGAGAUGCACCUGUACAUCUCUAAAUGUCGCAUGACGCGCAGAGGAGAUGGCGAUGCUGUAAUCCCUUGUGGAGGUUGAUAUGUUUAUUGUAUUAUUGUUUUUGUAUAAUUUUUGGAGCUAUUUGUAAUGUAACAGUUUGUUUUUAUCCCAAAAACAUACAUAAAGCAGUCCAUUCACGAGGAUACGAGGGAAGCUAUUUUUGGAUGGUGGUUUUAAUGUCACUCAAGAUGUGAAAGUUGUGCACAUUAACCCCCGAAUCUGGACGAGCACAUGACCGAGUCGCCUUUCAUUUCGGAUCCACCAACCGUGCCAAGUCCGCCACGGCAACGAGGUUUCAUCCGUCCCCCGUUUAGAGACGCUGUGUUGCUCUUCUGCCGCCACACAAAUGUGGCUUAAUCCUCCAAUCCUGUGGACUUCAGAGACAUUGAUAAUCUGCAUUAAGUGCCAAAUGUAAAAAAAAAAAAAAAAAGAAGGAAAAAAAGGACAAUAAGACAUUUUGGAUGAAAUCAGCAAAACACAAACACCAAAACAUGCAUAAAGGAUUUUACAAACUGGGAAGGAAAGUGACUUUUGAUAAUUUGAUUGGGUGACGUUUACUUGAAAUCUAUGUGGUCAGUCCAGUCAGUCAUGCUGCAGUAAGUGGUAUGUGAAUGUAGAUAUUUUUUGUAUUCUUGGUAAUAAAAAGGAAAAAAAUAA
Messenger RNA from Centropristis striata (black sea bass), 4502 nucleotides. Its product is annotated as cadherin-20-like. The record is from RefSeq and is a predicted model, not a curated record. Gene Ontology annotation, biological process: calcium-dependent cell-cell adhesion; cell-cell junction assembly; adherens junction organization. Gene Ontology annotation, molecular function: cadherin binding; calcium ion binding. NCBI's taxonomy places the organism in Eukaryota, Metazoa, Chordata, Actinopteri, Perciformes, Serranidae. The transcript is spliced from 12 exons. The coding region runs from base 387 to 2768 and encodes 793 amino acids. Gene Ontology annotation, cellular component: catenin complex; plasma membrane; adherens junction.